AUGAAGAACCUCGAGCCAGAGGAGGAGGAGGAGGAGGAGGAGGAGGAGACCUCGGGCAUCAAGCCACCGGUCUCGGAUGACGAGGAGGUAACGCACAGGGCGGAGAACGCGACAGGCUCCAAGGCUACCGUAACGCCCAGCAGUGCCGGCGUGAAGAAUCUCGAGCCGGAGGAGGAGGAGGAGGAGACCUCGGGCAUCAAGCCACCGGUCUCGGAUGACGAGGAGGUAACGCACAGGGCGGAGAACGCGACUGGCUCCAAGGCUACCGUAACGCCCAGCAGGAGGACGAGGACGAGGAAGGCGAAGCCGGAGGAGGAGGAGGAGGAGGAGGAGAAGACUUGGGGUAUCAAGCCACUGUUCUCGGAGGACAAGGAGGGGACGCACAGGGCGGAGAACGUGACUGGCUCCAAGGCCACCAGGCCGCCCAGCAGUGCCGGCGUGAAGAACCUCGAGCCAGAGGAGGACGAGGAUGACGAGGAGGAGGAGACCUCGGGCAUCAAGCCACUGUUCUCGGAAGACGAGGAGGUAUCGCACAGGGCGGAGAACGUGACCGGCUCCAAGGCCACUGGUCCGCCCAGCAGUGCCGGCGUGAAGAACCCCGAGCCGGAGGAGGACGAGGAGGAGACCUCGGACGUCAAACCGCUGCUCUCGGAGGACGAGGGUGAGGUUGAGGUCUCGCAGGCGCGGGCGUCGGCGGAUCGUGGCAGGUAA
Messenger RNA from Prorocentrum cordatum, 711 nucleotides. The record is from the annotation of a GenBank genome assembly. NCBI's taxonomy places the organism in Eukaryota, Dinophyceae, Prorocentrales, Prorocentraceae.